ACAAGUUAAAUAAGCAACCAAUCAAGUCUACUAUAUAGCAGAGUCAAUAGUCUUAUUUUCACAACUAAUCCCACACACAAUCGCCAUUUUGUUCCUCUAUAUUUCAUUCCACACGCACUCCUCAUCUUUGACCUAUUUCCUUUACAAUUUUUUCAUUCCUAGCCUGCCGGCGCUAGCCGUCCGCAAUUUCCCCAACAAAACACCUUCAAUAUAUAUACAAACAUUUCUAAACACCUCUCAAUCACACUCCUCCGUCCCAAUAAAAAACGUACUCAGUAUAUCCCGCUCGAGAGUCAUGUUGUUGAGAUUAUUUCUCACGUCUCCUGUCGUGAUUGUCGGUAUUUAUUUCCUUCUUCGGCUGGUGUCGAAAACGUCUCUGUUAUUCAUCGCGAAGAAAUGGUGGAGAUUACUAGAAGAUAGCUGUCAUGUUUUCCAGUUCUACAAAAUUCCGAAAUUCAACGAUCAUAUGCAGGAGAAUCAGCUCUACACAAAAGUUGUUACGUACCUGAAUUCAUUAUCGUCUGUUGAAGAUUCGAAUUACGCGAAUCUCUUCACAGGUAACAAAUCGAACGAUAUCACUAUUGUUCUCGACUCCGAUCAGGUUGUUACCGAUACUUUCCUCAGCGCCAGGGUCUACUGGACUAAUGAAAAGUCGAAAACAGGCUCGGAUACGCUGGUUUUGAAGAUUCGAAGACGAGAUAAACGAAGAAUUCUCCGUCCGUACAUUCAACAUAUUCAUACCGUUUUUGAUGAAUUUGAGCAGAGGAGAAAAGAGGUGAAAUUAUACAUAAAUGCCGAGACGCAACCAGAGAGGAACGGACGAUGGAUAUCGGUUCCGUUUACUCAUCCGUCGACGAUUGAAACGACAGUAAUUGACGCGGAUUUGAAAAAUAAAGUGAAAUCGGAUCUCGAAGCAUUUCUCAAGUCAAAGCAGUACUAUCAACGACUCGGACGAGUUUGGAAACGGAGCUAUUUGCUUUGUGGACCUUCGGGAACGGGCAAAUCGAGCUUUAUUGCAGGAAUGUCGAAAUUUCUGAACUACGAUAUUUACGAUAUUGAUAUGCGCAAAGUCAUAGAUGAUUCCGAUCUGAAGAUGCUUCUAUUGCGGACUACAAGCAAGUCAAUGAUUGUGAUCGAAGAUCUUGACCGGUUCUUAAUUGAGAAAUCCACGGCUGUUACCUUAUCAGGAAUCCUGAAUUUCAUGGACGGAUUUUUCUCCAGCUGUGGCGAAGAGCGUGUUAUGGUGUUCACGAUGAAUAGUAAAGAUCGUGUUGAUCCUGCGGUUUUAAGGCCUGGAAGAAUUGAUGUUCACAUACAAUUUCCGCUUUGCGAUUUCUCUGCUUUUAAAAAUCUGGCUAAUAGUCAUUUAGGCCUCAAGGAGCACAAGCUGUUCCCUCAGGUUGAAGAGAUUUUUCAAAGCGGUGUGAGUUUGAGUCCUGCUGAAAUCGGGGAGAUCAUGAUCUCAAACCGUAGCUCGCCUACUCGAGCUCUGAAAUCGGUGAUCACAGCAAUGCAGAGUAAUAUGGCAGCGAGAGUGGUGAAUAAAAUUCCGAGAAGUGCCUCAGCUCGAGUUGGAAUGGAAGAAUCAGGCGAAUCGGCUGGAUUGUACAGUGAAAGUGUUCAUACUGUUAGAGAGUUCAGGAAGUUGUACGGAUUGUUUCGAUCGAAGAGUAGCAGAAAGGAGUCGAUGGAUGUAGAUUUACAGGACAAAGAUUAUCAGAGACAGAGUUCUUAAGUCUUGGCAGUUGAGAUUGCUAUUGAUUUACAGUAGUUUCUUAGAUAGAAAACAAUCCUGAUCAAUUUUAUUUCUUUAGCAAAUGAUUGUCGCAAUUCUUUGUAUUGUUGUUACUCGGUAAUUAAUGUAUAUUGCACCGGGGAAAAUCGAAUUUGUAAUGUUCAUACAUAUUCCUAGUGAACUUUGUUAUCAUCA
Messenger RNA from Daucus carota subsp. sativus, 1930 nucleotides. RefSeq names its product AAA-ATPase At2g46620. Lineage: Eukaryota; Viridiplantae; Streptophyta; Magnoliopsida; Apiales; Apiaceae. Bases 296 to 1735 code for a protein of 479 amino acids. The record is from RefSeq and is a predicted model, not a curated record. Gene Ontology annotation, molecular function: ATP binding; ATP hydrolysis activity. The transcript has a single exon.